UGGUGCGGAGCGUGUCGACGGCGCAUCUUGGCCCUGUGGCCACGGCGGAUAACCAAGCGGCGCCCACAUGCAGUAUACCCAGUCCCGGUCUCGGUGCGAGAUUUGAGACUGGCGUUGGCGCAAUGAUGAAGAAUCGUCGGCAAAAAAAAGGCAAAGGAGGGAGGAGGAGAAGUUUGGGUGAUGCCGAGGAGGAGGAUGACGAUGAUGAUGACAAGGACAAGAGUGAGGAAGAGGCAGAGGAGGAGACUGCGACACGGGAUCGGCAGUUUAGGGGCUACGGCAUUGGCGGCGCAGGGAAUAUUAGUGAGUCCAGUCAAGUCCUUUCUGCUUCCUGCACAUUAUAGGGGGCUUUCGGGGAGGGCUGCCCCCU
Molecule: messenger RNA, 370 nt
Organism: Sodiomyces alkalinus F11
Lineage: Eukaryota; Fungi; Ascomycota; Sordariomycetes; Glomerellales; Plectosphaerellaceae
Exons: 1
Coding region: 123-344 (73 amino acids)
Source: RefSeq, a predicted model, not a curated record